AUGAACUUUUUGGGGAACAAUGAUGUUGAGUCAAAAGAGGGUGCUGGUGUUUAUUGCAGCAAAAGCAACGAGAAGAACAAACCAAGAGAAAUUGGAAUGGAAGCCAAAGGUUUAGGAGAAGUUAGAAGGCUUCACAUCAUUUACUUCCUCAGUCAGAUAGGUGGUCGUGCUGAUCAUCCUCAUCUAAUUCGAGUACUUCAUCUUACUCGUAAUGGGGUUUAUCUAAGAGAUGUCAAGAGAUGGCUUGGGGAAUUGAGAGGAAAAGACUUACCUGAGGCUUUUUCUUGGAGGUACAAGAGUGGAUAUGUGUGGCAAGACUUGUUGGAUGACGACCUCAUAACCCCCAUCUCUGACAAUGAAUACAUCCUCAAAGGAUCACAAAUCCACACUACCCCAUUUGCAACAACUCCUUCACUUGAAGAAAAGAAAACUACCGUUUGUGAUAUCCAUGCUGAGAAGAUGUGUUCUCAAGUACAACUUUUAGAGGACAAAGGAAAACAGCAGCAGUCGCCAAAGUCUCUAGCAGAAGAAGAAUCUCAAAUUCAACCAGACCAGAAUUCGAAAUCAGAUACUCCAACAAAAGGGUCAUCAGAAAUCAGCCAGGACUCAUUGGUCUUCGGCUCAGACAGGUCAUCUAUGACAGAUGAUGACUCUUCUAAGGUUGAAGAAGAGAAGCAUCUAGUGAUCAAAACAGGAAAAGAGAGUUUCAGUAAAAUGCGCCAGGAGAAGCCAGAGACAUGCUCAUUACCUUCCUUGUAUCACAGUUUAUUGAGUAAGAAGGGCACUCACAAAGAUGACCAAAAUAAAACUCACUCACCUGAUUCAUCCUUAUCCACCAUAUCAUCAUCAUCAUCUCAAUCAUCCUUUACAAAGAUCAGAAGCAAUUCUACCAAAGUUUCUAAUGUGUUUCGAAAUUGGAUCACUUGUGGCACUGUGGACACAAAUGAUGCAGCACUGACCCUGAUGAACCCCGCUCGAAAAAUUUUAUCCAAGGAAACUGCCAACAAACCUGAAACAAAAGCUGAGAUUUGUAAGGGAGACAGAUUGGGAGGAUCAGCGAGGUCUUUUAGGACUUCCUGGGGUCAUCAUGACCAGAAACAGCAAUAUGGGGCAAGAAAAAGCUUUGAUGGAGAGGAAACAAACAGGGGCAGGAAAAUGUUAGGCGAGUUGCUAAACCAAACUGCUUCCAGACCAUAUGGAGGACCUAUUUGCUCGCAAUGUGGGAAGUCGUUUAAGCCUGAGAAAAUAUUCAAACACAUGAAGUCUUGUAAAGGAAUGAAAGCCUUCGGAAAGUCAACCACAACUGUUGAGGAGGGACAGCAUCAGAGAUCAUCAACUUCAUCCCAUACACCUUACCUUUUGACCAACUAA
Messenger RNA from Sphenostylis stenocarpa, 1371 nucleotides. The record is from the annotation of a GenBank genome assembly. NCBI's taxonomy places the organism in Eukaryota, Viridiplantae, Streptophyta, Magnoliopsida, Fabales, Fabaceae.